Micropterus dolomieu (smallmouth bass) is the source of this 1202-nucleotide messenger RNA. Its product is annotated as serine protease 27-like. Gene Ontology annotation, biological process: proteolysis. The annotation marks the transcript as partial. The record is from RefSeq and is a predicted model, not a curated record. Gene Ontology annotation, molecular function: serine-type endopeptidase activity. The transcript has 2 exons. Lineage: Eukaryota; Metazoa; Chordata; Actinopteri; Centrarchiformes; Centrarchidae.
UUUCCCUUCCUUCCCCAAAGACCCUACAGGAGGUGAGCGUUCCCAUCGUGUCCAACAGUGAUUGUAACGCUGCCUACGGUACAAUCACAAGCAAUAUGAUCUGUGCCGGUGUGGCCCAGGGAGGAAAGGACUCCUGCCAGGGGGAUUCAGGAGGACCGCUGGUAACUAAAACCAGCUCAACCUGGAUCCAGGCUGGAGUAGUGAGUUUUGGAGAAGGCUGCGCCCAACCUAAUUUCCCAGGAGUCUACGCCCGAGUGUCCCAGUAUCACUCCUGGAUCAACAGCCAUAUCACUACCGACCAGCCGCGCUUCGUCUUCUCUGGAACCGUUCACCUGGUUUCCCUCUCGCUUCCUCUGAUGCUGUCCAUCGAGCCGGUUCUCUUCUGCCUCUUUCUCCUUUCAUAGAAAAUUUAAUGCACCAGGAUGGUGUCCAAAUCUCUGUCUCAUAUUUUUUUGCCUUUUGAGAUUAUUUUAUCUUACGACAAGCAACAAAAUCUGCUCCUGGAGUCAAAUAUUUCCACCUGUUUCCAGCUCGGCUUCUCGUGCUGAAGGAGUUUUUACAGAAAAGAGUCGAUAGAGGAGAAGAGAAACUGGUGUAAUGACACCUGAUUUAAAAAACAAGGGCUACAACAAGCAAAUGUUUUCAUUACCGAUUAAUCUGCUGAUUAUUUUCUCCAGUGAUUGAUUCAUCAUUCUGUCUCUUUCCCUGUUCUGUCUACAACUUACUGGAUGUUUUGCACAAAAGAAUAUAGAAGUUUAUAUAAUGUUAAAGCUUGGUUUUGUAUUUUCUCAAUAAUUGAUUUAUUUUUUCAGUCAUUUUAUAACUUCACACAACCUGAUGUACUCAAAAAACAUUUGGACCAGGAGCGUAAAACCCAAAGAUGUUCAGUUCGUCAUUUAAAUCCUUACAUCUUAGAAGCUGGAUCUAUCGAUAACUAUGUUCAGUUAUCGAUUAAUUUUCUAUUGAUAAACUAAUCGAUGUCCAGUCGUUGAUGUUCUAAUAAUUGUGCUGGAAACAUGUGAAAUAAUUUGAGCUCAGCUGCAGAAUUUUCACUUCAGUGGAAACUUUAAACUUUUUUGAUUUUAUGGAGCCUGGAGUCAAUCAGAGCUUUUCAGUGUUUAAUUAUAAUCAGUUAAUAAACUCACCCAUAAGCUUUUAAUCAAACUCAAUACUGACUUUAAAUCAUGCUAUAAACUCAAAGA